Messenger RNA from Mycotypha africana, 357 nucleotides. RefSeq lists its product as uncharacterized. The transcript is spliced from 2 exons. Bases 1 to 357 code for a protein of 118 amino acids. The record is from RefSeq and is a predicted model, not a curated record. Lineage: Eukaryota; Fungi; Mucoromycota; Mucoromycetes; Mucorales; Mycotyphaceae.
AUGACUGUGGACUUAAUAAGUUUAUUUUCCUCAGGGAAAAUUGGCAUAUCUAUACUAUGUAGGGUCUGUAUGAACUUGAGUGUCACAAUGAGCAGAAAUCAAUCCAAGCUUGAGCCAAUUCCUCCCGAGCUGCAUACCGUCUUGAACAGCAAAACGAGAGACUGUAUGAACAAGUUAAUGCAGCUUUAUUUUUGUGACUGUAUCCUUACGAUACACAUUUAUAACUUUCGGUUCCUGAUUUUCAAGAAAAGAAUCUCAGGUACAAAGCAACACAAUAAAAAAGGAUUUCACAUCCCGCUCGAACCAGAAGGAAGCAGAGGACCAUUAUUGUAUUUUGAAGAGGAUUACGAGAUCUGA